UUUUUUUUUUUUUUUUGCAGUGAUGUGAACGUGGAUCAAUUAGAUCCGCAGAAAUAAAAAAGCAAAAAUCAUACAAAAGUAGUGAAUAUUAUACAGCAUAAUGCUUUAUUAUUACACGGGCUCCUCGUAGGUGUUAUCACAGAAAUAUUGGCAAUAUUGGCGCAAAAUGGGCUUGCCAAUAUGGGCAGCCCAUAUUGGUCCAAUAUGGAGCCUGGUUGCACUCCCCAUAUUGGUCCAAUAUUGGCAGCCCAUAUUGGGCCAAUAUUGGCAAUCUUGGCAGCCCAUAUGGGUCCAAUAUUGGACCAAUAUUGGCGUGCUGCUUGGGUCCCUUCUUUAACGCGAAGGGAAGCGGUCGUGGCUUGAGGAACUUGGACAGUGAUUCACGGGAAACACGAAUGGAUACUUCUGGCAGGGGUAUGAAACUCGCGAGUUCCUUUGCGGACUAAAGUGAGGCGCUGCGAGCUUAACGCGUCAUCAAACGUCAUGAAACGUCAUAAUUUUUACGUCGGAGCUCGAGUUCUCUACCAAGAGCAUCCCAUUGGCUCCUGCGGCCACACCCCCGGUAUGAGAACUGUGAUUGGUCGUUUUGAAUUUGCGCAGUUUGAGGUUCGAGUUUGAGCGUCGCACCGCGCAAGCUGGCGACUCUGCGUCGCCGUCGCUUUGGGUGGUUUAUGAUGUCUGUCAAGGCUGUCAAUUACUAUAUUUCCGGGUUUGACACUGGUUUAAAAGCAUGGAUCGUACCGUGCCCGAGACUUCCGAAAGUUGUGACUACCAAAGAUGCGCGGGUGGGUCAUCUGCUCCGCUUCUUGGUGUCGAAACAGCUCAAAAGGGACCGACAUCUCGUUCUUCCGAUUUCCACUUGAUGACAGCAUGGAUCACUUAUGCAGAGAGGCCAGAAUACCUGAACCUUCCACCUCAGCAGCUGCACAACAAGCGCCUGUGCUCUCAACACUUCGAAAUGGCACAUUUCACAAACAGGCAGAGGACGCGGCUCAGGCGAUCUGCGUGCCCCACAGUCCAAAGGCCACGCAGUAGAGCACUAGAUGCAGAGUCCCAUCCAAUGCCUGCAAGCCCUACAACACCUGCCCCACGGAGUCCGACGCCCUCUGGCUCCUCCGUGGGUGCUCUUCUUGGUGGCCCCUCGAGAGAGUCCCAUCCAUGGCCUGCAAGCCCUACAACACCUGCCCCACGGAGUCCGACGCCCUCUGGCUCCUCCGUGGGUGCUCUUCUUGGUGGCCCCUCGAGAGUGCUCCUUCUUUGGUUACGGUCCGGUCGUAGUCCCAUCCAUGGCCUGCAAGCCCUACAACACCUGCCCCACGGAGUCCGACGCCCUCUGGCUCCUCCGUGGGUGCUCUUCUUGGUGGCCCCUCGAGAGAGUCCCAUCCAUGGCCUGCAAGCCCUACAACACCUGCCCCACGGAGUCCGACGCCCUCUGGCUCCUCCGUGGGUGCUCUUCUUGGUGGCCCCUCGAGAGAGUCCCAUCCAUGGCCUGCAAGCCCUACAACACCUGCCCCACGGAGUCCGACGCCCUCUGGCUCCUCCGUGGGUGCUCUUCUUGGUGGCCCCUCGAGAGAGUCCCAUCCAUGGCCUGCAAGCCCUACAACACCUGCCCCACGGAGUCCGACGCCCUCUGGCUCCUCCGUGGGUGCUCUUCUUGGUGGCCCCUCGAGAGAGUCCCAUCCAUGGCCUGCAAGCCCUACAACACCUGCCCCACGGAGUCCGACGCCCUCUGGCUCCUCCGUGGGUGCUCUUCUUGGUGGCCCCUCGAGAGAGUCCCAUCCAUGGCCUGCAAGCCCUACAACACCCGCCCCACGGAGUCCGACGCCCUCUGGCUCCUCCGUGGGUGCUCUUCUUGGUGGCCCCUCGAGAGAGUCCCAUCCAUGGCCUGCAAGCCCUACAACACCUGCCCCACGGAGUCCGACGCCCUCUGGCUCCUCCGUGGGUGCUCUUCUUGGUGGCCCCUCGAGAGAGUCCCAUCCAUGGCCUGCAAGCCCUACAACACCCGCCCCACGGAGUCCGACGCCCUCUGGCUCCUCCGUGGGUGCUCUUCUUGGUGGCCCCUCGAGAGAGUCCCAUCCAUGGCCUGCAAGCCCUACAACACCUGCCCCACGGAGUCCGACGCCCUCUGGCUCCUCCGUGGGUGCUCUUCUUGGUGGCCCCUCGAGAGAGUCCCAUCCAUGGCCUGCAAGCCCUACAACACCUGCCCCACGGAGUCCGACGCCCUCUGGCUCCUCCGUGGGUGCUCUUCUUGGUGGCCCCUCGAGAGUGCUCCUUCUUUGGUUACGAGUCCCAUCCAUGGCCUGCAAGCCCUACAACACCUGCCCCACGGAGUCCGACGCCCUCUGGCUCCUCCGUGGGUGCUCUUCUUGGUGGCCCCUCGAGAGAGUCCCAUCCAUGGCCUGCAAGCCCUACAACACCCGCCCAACAACGUGCGACACCCUCGAGCUCCUCCGUGGGUGCCCUUAUGCUUGCUGGCCCCUCAACGGAGUGUACACCUCCUCGGCCACACAAAGGUGGCAGACCUCCCAGUAAGCGCACGCCAAGGACUGUGGCAGAAAUUGAUCAACUGAGGCGGACAAGGGACAGCUUGCGGAGGAGUCUGUUCAGGGCACAGCGCCGGGCGUCCCAACAAGGUGGCAGUCUCUCUCGCACACAAAUCAUACGAGCAGCGUCACGAUACCUUUCCAGGGAGGCCCUGGAGAUAUUCCGGACAAUGCUGUACCUGCAGCCUUUACGUAAAUUUGGCAGGAGAUGGCCCCCACAGUACAGGAACUUUGCUCUGAAGUUGCAUUUCGCAGGCCCAAAAGCGUACCGAUUCCUCAGUAGGUACUUGCUGCUGCCAACUGAGCGAUGCCUCAAGUACUGGCUUCAGGAAGUAGCCAUGCAACCUGGAGUUGUGCCUCCUGUACUAGACUCACUGCAGACACGGCUCCAGGGCACACCACUGAAGGACCGAGCCUGUAUCAUAAUGUUUGAUGAGAUGUCUAUCAAACAACAUCUGCAGUAUGAUAGAGGCUCGGACGUGGUUUAUGGCUAUGCUGACUCUGGGACCGAGAGAUCGCCCGAGUUUGCACACUCAGCACUUGUGGCUGUGCUUGCUGGCAUUUCCAAAAAUUGGCUGCAGCCCCUCUCGUACAUCCUGUCCAAAACAACAGCAUCGGCUGAGACUUUGCAAACAUUGCUUUUUGAUUUAAUUCGUAGACUCCAUUUGGCAGAGAUUUUUGUAAAGGCAGUUGUGUGUGACCAGGGCACCAGUAAUUGUUCAUUGGCCAGAGCACUGGAGGUUUCUCCAUCAAAACCAUUUUUUGUUGUUGAUGAAUCUAAAGUAUAUUUCAUCUUUGAUGCCCCCCACUUGAUGAAGACCACAAGAAAUCUUUUGCUUCGUCAUGACCUCCAAAUUGGGAAUGAUGAGCAGAGGGUUAAGUGGUCUUUCAUCAAGGAGUUCUACGAGAACACUCAUCCUGCAAGAGUAAGGCUGGCACCUAAGCUCACACGCGACCACCUUUACCCCACUGUAUUUAAACGCAUGAGAGUCAAGCUUGCCACGCAAGUGCUGAGUGACAGCGUGUCUACAGGAAUCGCAUGUCUAAUUUUUAUGGGAGCAAUGUCCCCUGAAGCUGCUGCAACAUCAAAGUUCCUCCAAGAAAUUGACAUGCUGUUCGACACCCUGAACAGCUCUUCAGUUGUACAGGGUGAUGACAGAAAGAUGCGGUAUGCACUGUCAGCAACAUCUGGCCACAAGGAGGUUUUGGAGGCUGCUGCAGUGCGAAUCGCUGGGUGGAAGUUUGACUGUGAUAGGCAGCCCCCAACAGUAAAUGGAUGGCAGGUCACAAUUGGUGCUGUACUGGGCCUGUGGGAUGACCUCAAGGCAAACUUCGACUUUGAUUUUCUUCUAACUAGACGGCUAAACCAGGACCCCUUAGAGAAUCUGUUUGGAGAGUUCCGGCAAAUUCAUGGGUGCAAUGAAACACCGAAUGCAUUUCAGUUCGUUGCUGGGAUGAAGCAUGCUCUUGCUGGUAGACUGCUUAAGCUUCCUGGUAGAGGGAACUGUGAAGCAGACACCACAACCCUUCUCAACGAACUGAGACGCAUUCCUGUGCAUUCAAUCAGCCCGUCUGCAGGCCCGUCUGAGAGUACUACCUUUGAUUCAGAGGCAGACACUGGUUCGGAGCCUGUGCUGCAGCUUCCAGAAGAGCCUGCAAACCUCAUUGAGAUGAAUGCACAGUAUGAAUUUGCUGGAAGCCUGGUUCAGUCUUUUCUGAGUGCUAUGAAAUGUCAAAAUUGUCCAAAUUUACUAAAGGCUGCAGAAGCAGAACUUGAUCCAAGCACCAUGUACUCCUACUUGAGGGAGCAAGAUCCAGCAACUCCGACAAAGUGCAUGCCCUCGAAAGCAUUUUUUAAUUUUUAUUGCAAUAUAGAAAAGAAGUUCCAGUCAUGUAUAGGGCACAUUGUUCACAGAAGAAAUGUAAUGGCACGCUUGCUGGCUGAGCUAGGGGACACUGUGCACGAGCCCUUCUGUAGCCCUCGUUGUGGUGCAAAAUUUAUGCGCAUGUAUUGCACUUCAAGGAUUCAGCUGUACUUGCGAUUGGAAAAUCAAAAGUUCACUGAGGACCAUGCAGAACGCAGGAAACGCAAGAAGUUAUAAGACAUGUUCAUGGUUAAAAGAAGGCAGGAUAUCCAUUAUCAGGGUGCGUACUAAACUAUAACCUUCAAAUUCCCUGACUUUUCCACAUUUUCACUGACUAUUUCAAGUGCAUUCCCUGACCAAAACAACUUGGCGCUUGCUGCUACAUUUUGAUACAGAUCCCUCAUAAAACAGAUCAUUUGUCGAGUGUGCCCUGCUUUCCUGCCUCUGAGCUUGUCGUAUUGUCGUACUCACUGCAACAUUGUUGCGGCGUGCCCGCUCAACCACUCCUCAACACUCGCGAUUCACUGCACAUUGUGACGGCACUUGUCUGAGAUUUUCGCUGACUCCAACUGCCUUUUUGGCAUAUUCCCUGACAAUCUCCUGGCUUUUCAAGUCACAUCACAAUUCCCUAAUAAUUCCCUGUUUUCCAAGUUCGUAGACACCCUGAUAAUUUUAGAGUGCUAAAACUGUUUUCUCCUUGUUCUGAUGUGUCAGUCACACGGACCACAUAAACGGCUUCAAGUGCAGGCCACUGCAUCUGAGAAACUAGCAGCUACUUGCCCAGAAGAACAUUUUGCUUAGCCAUAAUGUUAAUUAAUCUUUAUUUCAUAAUUUGUGGAUUUAUGUUGCAACACUAUGAUCAAGAGCAGCGCUACAGUGGUUGGUCUGGGGAUGAACAUUGUGCACCCUUAAGGGUUCAUAACUUGCGCUGAAAUCUCAACACAUGGCCAUUGCAUUUAACAUCCUUGGCAGCAGAAAGCAUGUUAAAGCAACUUAUAUGGUACCAUGAUUUUCUAACAUUCUGAGUAUCUUCGUGAGUCUGAGUAUCUUCGUAUUGCCCUCACUGCUCGAAAAAGAUGUCACUGUUCUCAGUGCCCACUCAGUUCCCAAGCAUCUUACAUCAGGCCAGCCCCUAAAUAUCCGAUUGAAGAACUAAUACAAAGCAAGGGCCUUUUCAUAUUUACAAGGAGGUAGUCAGUGACUCCUGUCACAAGGCUUUAAUUUACUCUCACUGGAUUGCUGGAUCUUCUUGUUUUGGUCGCAAAUAUUGCAGCUGCUUCCUUGCAUAUUGCACAUGCUGUUAUCAUUGUACAUAUUAUAUACAAAUGGUGAAUAUAUGCUUCAGUUGCA
Molecule: messenger RNA, 5758 nt
Organism: Ornithodoros turicata
Lineage: Eukaryota; Metazoa; Arthropoda; Arachnida; Ixodida; Argasidae
Exons: 19
Coding region: 731-4645 (1304 amino acids)
Source: RefSeq, a predicted model, not a curated record